This is a messenger RNA of Opisthorchis viverrini, 888 nucleotides long. RefSeq lists its product as hypothetical. The record is from RefSeq and is a predicted model, not a curated record. Lineage: Eukaryota; Metazoa; Platyhelminthes; Trematoda; Opisthorchiida; Opisthorchiidae. Gene Ontology annotation, molecular function: protein dimerization activity. Bases 1 to 888 code for a protein of 295 amino acids. The transcript has a single exon.
AUGGAAGACGAAUCACGAAGCACUGCUGACAACACCCGAGGUUUCAUCCAACGGCAGCCACCCAGAAUCCAACCUGAAAGUACAAAGUUCCGAUCGGAAACACAUGAACGCGUAACACGCACGAAGCUCCGUCGAGAAAGAGCCAACGCGCGUGAACGGUCACGAAUGCAUGAUUUAAACUCAGCGCUCGACACACUGCGCAAACAUAUUCCUCUGUCCAACGAAUUAUAUCCAACAGUGAAGCAGAACCCAAGUGUGUCUAAAGUGACUUCGUCAGUUCGACCCGCCGGACAUUUGAAUCAAAAGCUAAGCAAGAUUGAAACUUUGCGGUUGGCGAGAAACUAUAUCAUCCUGCUGGUAUCGAUACUACGUACUAAACAAACUCCAACCACGGAACAAGUGGUCAACUGCCUAUGUAGAGGACUUUCUCAAAUCACAACCAAUCAGAUUUCUUCAGCGGUGCAAUCGAUCGGCGAUGGGUGUUGUAACCUGACACAUGUGUCAGCAGGAUCAUUUGAUAACAGUGGCACAUUGCACAUUUGUCAGUUCUUACCGAGGCCAAAUAGGGAAUCGCAUGAAUGUGGUCCUAUACCACGGCAAAACCUGGAGCUUCAGUUAACAGGUGUUGCUUCUCGUUCCGGUUUACAAGACAGUGUGAAACAAAUUGAACACUCGGCUUCAAUUACGCCAUUUUACUACUCCUGCAUAUCAACAGACGUGGCACCACAGGACACGAAAUCAGAGUUCGAACAUUUUAACCACGCCUGCAACAUGUUGCCCUACUCCGAUUUUGGCCUGCACUCUUUUGUGGAUAGUUCUCUGAAUGGUCUAUCGUACGCAAAACAUUUUAGUCAGACAACAGAUGGUACAUAUUCCCACACCAACUGA